Messenger RNA from Dromaius novaehollandiae (emu), 1908 nucleotides. It is a transcript of the gene RBM45, whose product is annotated as RNA binding motif protein 45. The coding region runs from base 46 to 1566 and encodes 506 amino acids. The transcript is spliced from 9 exons. NCBI's taxonomy places the organism in Eukaryota, Metazoa, Chordata, Aves, Casuariiformes, Dromaiidae. Gene Ontology annotation, molecular function: RNA binding. The record is from RefSeq and is a predicted model, not a curated record.
GUCAGCGGCGCCGGCGGGCGCGGCCGGGGGAGGGGCGCGGCGGACAUGUUGUCGCCCAGGCGGAAAGGGCGCAGCGGCCGCUCCCCGUCGGCGCCUGAGAAAAGCCGGCGGUCCCCGGCAGCGCGAGAGCCUGGCGGCGGCUCCGCCAUGGAGGAGGGCGGCGGCGGCGGGUUCCGCCUGUCGGCCGAGUGCUUGGACGAGCCGCCCAACAGCCGCGUGUUCGUGGUGCUGGGCAAGGACACCGGGGAGGCGCUGCUGCGGGACCGCUUCGCCCCCUUCGGCGACAUCCAGAACAUCUGGCUGCUGCGCGACAAGCGCACCAACGAGUCCCGCGGCAUCGCCUUCAUCAAGUUCGCCCGCAGCUCGCAGGCCUGCCGAGCCAUGGAGAUGAUGCACGGCCGCAGCCUGGCCCCCGACACCAAGCCCAUCAAGGUAUUCAUUGCACAAUCGAGAGCUUCUGGAAGCCACCGAGAUGUUGAAGAUGAAGAGCUUACACGAAUCUUUGUUAUGAUACCAAAAUCCUAUACAGAGGAAGAUCUGAGAGAUAAGUUUAAGAUGUAUGGAGACAUUGAGUAUUGCAGCAUUAUUAAGAACAAGACCACUGGAGAAAGUAAAGGUUUGGGCUAUGUGAGAUAUUUAAAACCAUCCCAAGCUGCCCGCGCAAUUGAAGAGUGUGAUCGAAGCUACCGGGCCAUUUUGGCUGAACCUAGAAAUAAGUCAUCCGAGUCCUUUGAACACGAAUAUUAUAGUAACAGUAAUCACACAAGGCAGGAACCAAGAGGAAAUAUGUUUCCAUUUGGUGGGCAGCCAGAGUUUUGUAGUUUUGAAAAAACUGAGAGCAGAAUUCAGGAGUCAGUCUCCAAACGUCUGUCAGUGGUAUCACGGCUUCCUUUUGUCCAAGAGCAGCUGUCCGCCCUCUUUGAUCUAAUACCAGGGCUGGAGUACUGUGAUAUUCAGCGAGAUCCUCAUACUAAUAAUGGGUAUGCUGUGAUUCAGUACAGUAGUGCUGCAUCAGCUAUAUAUGCCAAGUAUAAAUUACAUGGGUUUGAGUAUCCUCCUGGAAAUCGAUUAACUGUCACUUUCCUAGAAGAUGGGAGUGAUAGCUCAGACCUCAUUAGAAGAAUGGCAACAGAGCUGGUAACAGCACACAUGUCAUCACUGUUGUGGAAUAAUAAUUCAAUUUCUCAGCAGUGUAGGACACCUCCUCAGGCAUUUGGAGGAACUUCUGGCUCACAGUUACUUCAGCCCCAGACAGAUGCAAUACUUCCACCACACAAAAAAAAAGUUCCACCUGACACUUCUGUGAAGGAAAGGCUUUUCAUACUGUUUAAUCCCCAUCCUUUACCCAUAAAUGUAUUGGAGGACGUGUUCUGUCGUUUUGGACACCUGAUAAAAGUUUACCUUGUGGCUGGAAAAAAUGUGGGCUAUGCAAAAUUUGCAGACAGAGCAAGUGCCAGUGAUGCCAUAACUGCAUUACAUGGAAAGGUGGUGAAUGGUGUCAGGCUUAAAGUAAGGUUGGCAGACUCACCUACAGAAGAAUCUAACAAACGUCAGAGAACUUACUAGGUGGGUAAGUACCCAGUCUGAGCUGUUACUUAAAUUUAAGUUUGAAUACUUGAAAUAGUGAGAGGCAAAGUAUUUCAAGUUAAAUGUGAAAAAUGUCAUGAUAAAUUUGAACUGUAAAGUUGUUAGCUAGAAACAGAUUUAGUUUGUGAUAUGUGUAUAUACUGUGUGUUUGUGUGUGACAUGCACACUCUAUUUUAAUAAAAAUCUUUAUUUUUAUAAUGUUUGAACAAAUAUGAGCCAGUUGAUUAUCAAUCUUGGAUGUUCAUAAUAUUCACUUUAUGUACAUAAGAGUAUCAGAUAACAUUGAACAAAGUAUGGGAAAAAUAAACAAUAUGACUGAGA